CAGGAGCAGGAGUGCUUCCAGGAGGAGCUGCGCCGGGCCCAGCGGAAGCUCCUCAAGGUCUCCCGGGACAAGAGCUUCCUCCUGGACCGGCUGCUCCAGUAUGAGAACGUGGACGACGACUCCUCAGAUUCGGAGGCCACCGCGUCGUCCGACAACAGCGACGGGGAGUCGCCCAAGGGGGCGGAGCCUCCUCCAUUGAAGAGGAGGCGGAGCCCCGCCCCCGGAGGCUCCUCCCCCUCCCCGCCCGUGCCAGGGCUGGCGGCGCCGUCGGGAUUCGCCCUGUCGGGGCCGGGGGCGUCGCCCUAUCUGAGCGCGGUGAGUGGGCGGGGCGCCGACAUGGCCGACAACGGGGGGGGGAGGGCCAAUAUGGCCGACAGCAUGGGG
Nothoprocta perdicaria is the source of this 384-nucleotide messenger RNA. RefSeq names its product INO80 complex subunit E (gene INO80E). Lineage: Eukaryota; Metazoa; Chordata; Aves; Tinamiformes; Tinamidae. Gene Ontology annotation, biological process: chromatin remodeling. The record is from RefSeq and is a predicted model, not a curated record. The transcript has 4 exons. The annotation marks the transcript as partial. Gene Ontology annotation, cellular component: Ino80 complex; nucleus.